GGACUUGCAGCUGCAACUUCUUAUUCCGACCGGAUCUACCUCUUUACCUUUAUUUACCUACCUUGUUACCUUGUUACCUUAUUAUCGUUUUACCUUUUUACCUUUUUACCUUUUAACCUUUUAUCUUACUCGGAUUCUCUUAUUAACUUUCCUUUACCAAACUUUUUCUCUCCCUUGAGAAAUCUCGUCUUAUUAUAUCUGGACCACAUACGAGUUACCCAGCCUUCUUAGCCUUUCCCUAAGGUACAAUCUAAUCUACAAAUCAUAUUAAAUUUUGGCUCCCUUUCAAAAUCCAUCCCGAUUUCUUUUCUCCACAACAAAACAAAACCUUCCACUUUUCUAAACUCUACCUUACCUUUCCACACUUUCUAUCUUCUCCCAAAGAUUAACGAUUAACUCGCUUUCUGCCCGGUACAGCUCGCUUUUCGUUCCGUAAACGAGUUUCGCUAGGAACUCCUUAAGUUUUAUACGGCAAGCCGAGGAUAUAUCAAAUCAUUAAUUGCAGAUCGAUUGAAUUUGGAAAAGACUUGAAUAUUUCCAAUUCAAUUAAAAUUCGUCGUGUUCCCUUUAACGUGGUUGAUUUAGAUGAGGUUUCAGAAAAAAAAAACACACAUCAAAUAAUCAACACCGCGCGACCGUGUCAUAAUCCAAAAUAUGGCACAGCAACACAACAAUAGGAAUAGUCCGCAUCUGAAUCAUUUGCAACACAACGGCUCAGCGCCCUCUUCUCCAUCGAUGUCUGGUUCGCAACAGGGUAAUCAACAGCGGCAGCCAGUUAAUUAUCCCAGUCCGACUUCAUACCCAUCACCUUCUUUGUCGACUUCGCAAUAUAAUUAUCCGCCACCAGGUAAUCAGAACGAGCCGUAUCGCGCGAGUCCGACCGGAAGCAACGGCUCAUUAUCUCUUCCAAGUAUGCGUUCCUUAGAUCCUCUUCAGCAGCAGCAGCAGCAACAGCAGCAGCAAGCCGCACAACAUCAGCAUAUGGGUUCACCUUUACCUCCACCUGUUGCUCAAAUGGGCGGACCUUAUUAUCAAAACCAACUCCCUCAUCCGUCACAUCAACACCAAUACCCAAAUGUCACAUCUGAUCCCAACAUGCGAUACGCGCUUCCAGUAGAUUCUCGAGUCAUGAGUGGAGGUCGACAUAAAAAGGUAUGUAAUAUCGUAAAUCAUCGUUAUUAUCGAUUUAAUCGUGUCAUCGCGUCAUUCGAGUAUCGCGUCUUGCUAACGAAAUAUUAUUUCCAUCAGGAGAUCAAGCGUAGGACCAAGACGGGUUGUUUGACCUGCAGAAAGAGAAGAAUUAAGGUCAGUUCUUGAUGUUUUAAAUUCGUCGCAUUAUCGAAAGAAUGGAUGGAAGUUGAGGUUAAGUUUCUUCGCGAUGGCAAUCUUUUCGUCUAUAUGCAAGCGAAUCACCUAAGUAGGCGAAGGCACAUGAGCGAGCGAGACGAGCGACCUUGAUACCGGGACCCACGAGUAGAGCGAGAUUAUCAAUUUUCACCAUUGUUUUCGUUGGCAGAUCAAUAAAAAAUCAUCAUUGUCGUGACCAUCAUCGUCAUCACUAUCCUUUUGAAAAUUCUGCUAACCUUACUCAUCAGUGCGACGAACAACACCCUGCCUGCCGAAAUUGCCAAAAGUCAAAACGUGAAUGUUUAGGUUACGAUCCCAUCUUCAAGCAACAACCAGGCCCUGCUCCCAUACAACCAGCACCUAGCUCUGCACCUUCGCAAGCUUCAUCGCUCGCGACCGCGAAUCCUUACGGGAACCAACCGCAGAUGCUGCAGACUGGUUACGGUGUCCCAGCUACAAUGUCAUAUGAUCCUGCCCUUACUGCACCAAGUGCCGCUCAACAUUAUGACUAUUCGUCUGCAAUUGAUCCGAAUUUGGAGGCAUCUGCUCCAAUUCCGGUCAUCAACCCUUUUCACUCUACUCCACCAGGUAUGCUCAACCUCCGCCUCCACCAAAAAAACAUGCAAAGUGCAACCCCAUAUCCCUUUAAAGUAUCCGAUAUUACCCACCUCAGAGGUGGCGCUGGUUCCCCCCCUUCCCCUCCAGCUACAUCUUAUGCGGACGAAGCGGCUGACACGACUUUUCUUCCAGCUCAACGAUCCAUCGAUGACCUUUUAGCAUUCGGUAACCCCCCUGCACCAGUCGACAGCCAAGCUCCCGAUGUUUCACAAUCCCCGUCGGCACUCGAAGAAGCAAAGCACCUAUACUAUAGCAUUUAUUCUCCAGGUCUAGAGAGUUUCCUCGAAUCAAAGUGGUUCAGUGCCAAAGGUGCUGCAAAACUCAUGAGCGAUAAGCCAUUACUCGAAAAAUUUGGAACACUUCUCCUACAGUUCUCGAAGACGAUUGUGACUGACCCUGUCGCAAUAGCACACACUGCAAGUGUUGAAGCAAAAGUUGUUUGGGCUCUGGCCUGUAUGGUCAAGCUUGGUGCCGAGGAAGAGAAAGAAGCCAGGGCAGAAUCCAAGAGUGUGCUCCCUGCCCAAGAUGAUGCAGUUGAGGCCAAUCACCGUUUGACGGUUUUUGAAUGUCUCUUGACAGGUAAAGUUGCUGAAAGUAAUCAGCUCACUGCUCCUGUCCAAGGAAGUGGAGAUCACCACAGAUUGAGAGAAUUGGAAUUCUGGUACUCAUUAGCAAACUUCGUAUGCCUUCGAGAAGACGACCCAAAUUGUGCUAAGGAUGUUGACGAUACUCUUGCUACCUUGAGAAAUCUCUUGGAUGGCCGGGAGAAUCGAGAUGUCUUGUACUCAAUCGCCAUCAUUCGAGCUAUUGGACAACGUGUUUCCGAAUAUACACCAAGCGACACACCACUUCACUUUGAUGAAAGUGAUAAUCGCAGUAAGCUUCUCGUUGCAAAGAAGUUCGUCCAGGAUGAGGCAAGUGGUUCAGGAACAACAAAUGUUAUUAGAAGAUUGUGUGAGCUUGCUACACGCACAUGGACAACUCCAGCACCUCUUGUACCUAUUCCAAAAUAAUUCGACACGCCUCAUCUUCACAAACUUAUUCAACGAAUUUACUUUCUCUGACUUUUCUGGCUUUUCUGGCGUCUCAGAAGCAUUGCUGUUAUUUUUGCAAUUGAUAUCAAAUGCAUCAAAAGUGGAUGGACAGGUUUUAUUUCCCAUUAUUUUGCGAAAGUUUUCAAUGCUAGCCUUUUCUCUUAACUUUUUUUUGGCAGGCUGGCAACACAUUUGAAGAUUUGUGGUAUCAAAAACAAAAUAUCCAUCAAGGGUUUGGUUGGAGAUUUUUCAAAAAGAUCGAUUGCUACAACGAAGUAGUCGAAACUGCUUGGUGGUUACCUCCAUGCAUGCAUGUAAUCUUAGGAACAAUGGGUGAACUGGGAUGGACUUUGCAAGAUUGUAUUUCUU
This is a messenger RNA of Sclerotinia trifoliorum, 3368 nucleotides long. NCBI's taxonomy places the organism in Eukaryota, Fungi, Ascomycota, Leotiomycetes, Helotiales, Sclerotiniaceae. The record is from the annotation of a GenBank genome assembly.